Messenger RNA from Entelurus aequoreus (snake pipefish), 3959 nucleotides. It is a transcript of the gene cndp1, whose product is annotated as carnosine dipeptidase 1. Bases 112 to 1596 code for a protein of 494 amino acids. Lineage: Eukaryota; Metazoa; Chordata; Actinopteri; Syngnathiformes; Syngnathidae. The record is from RefSeq and is a predicted model, not a curated record. Gene Ontology annotation, biological process: proteolysis. The transcript has 12 exons. Gene Ontology annotation, cellular component: cytosol. Gene Ontology annotation, molecular function: dipeptidase activity.
UGUGUUGGCAGUCAGGACAAGUUUGAGGGGGACCAGAAGGAGGGGAGGGUCUAUAAAAGAAACAAAGAACUUCAACACACUCACAAGAAGCAAGGAAAGCCAAAGGACAAGAUGAUUGGUCAAGGGCUUUUCUCCAUCCUGCUGCUCUUGUGCAAUGUUGAUGCUUUUGAGUACGGCAGACUGGCCCAACACGUGGACAGUCAUCAAGAAGAGUACGUCGAGAUUCUGCGAGAAUGGGUGUCUAUAGAAAGCGACUCCAGCAACGUGUUGAAGAGAAGGAACCUACACCACAUGAUGAACGUGACCGCACAGAAACUGAGACAACUGGGAGGAAGUGUGGAGUUAAUCGAUGUCGGCCAUCAGGAGCUGCCUGACGGACAGAACUUAACGUUACCUCAAGUGGUGGCGGCUCAGUUUGGCAACGACGUCAGCAAGAUCACGGUGUGUGUUUACGGUCACGUGGAUGUCCAACCUGCCAAGCUGGAGGACGGCUGGGCUACACAACCAUACAACCUGACUGAGGUCAACGGAAACCUGUAUGGAAGAGGAGCGUCGGACAACAAAGCUCCAGUUUUAGCUUGGAUUCAUGCUGUGGAAGCUUACAAGUCACUUGAUAUGGAUUUACCAGUAAAUGUGAAGUUUUUGAUCGAGGGCAUGGAAGAAACAGGUUCCAAUGGUCUGGACUCAAUGAUCGUGUCUCACAAAGACACUUUCUUCUCUGACGUGGAUUACAUCAUCAUCUCCGACUGUGGCUGGCUCAGCACAAAGCCAGCUUUAACCUAUGGCACUCGUGGAAACUGCUAUUUCUUUGCUGAGGUUGAAGGCCCCAAGAAGGACUUACACUCUGGUGUUUAUGGAGGCACUGUCAUCGAACCAAUGACUGACAUUGUUGGCCUUCUUGACACUUUGAUAAGUCCAAGUGGUAAAAUUCUGAUUCCUGGCAUCAGAGAGGCGGUAUCUGCUUUGUCUGACGAAGAAUGGAAAAUGUUCCAAGACAUUGAGUUUGAUGUCGAUCAUUACAAGAACAAGAUUGGCGUGGAUCAGCUGAUGUACAAUAACAAGGUGGACUUGCUGGCCCAUAGGUGGCGCUAUCCUACUGUCUCCAUCCACGGCAUUGAGGGGGCGUUCUCUGAUGCUGGCACUAAAACUGUCAUUCCUGCUAAAGUGACCGCAAAGUUCUCCAUUAGACAAGUCCCGGACAUGGAACCUUCAACCGUGGAAAAACAGGUCACUGACUACCUGCAUUCAGUGUUUGCCAAGAGAAGAAGUCCAAACACACUAAAAGUUCAGAUGGUGAUUGGAGCAAAACCUUGGUUAGCUGAUCCUCAAAAUAUUCUUUAUGAAGCUGGAAAGGCUGCUGUCAGGAAAGUUUUUAAUGUCGAGCCGGAUCUGAUCCGUGAGGGCGGAACCAUCCCCAUCGCCAAAACCUUCCAAGAUGUGACUGGAAAAAACAUCAUCAUGAUUCCUAUUGGAGGCUUUGAUGACGGCCUGCACUCCCAAAAUGAGAAAAUAAGCAGGUACAACUACAUUGAAGGCACCAAGUUGUUCAUCGUUUUCCUGCAGGAAGUUUCACAGAUUAAGAAGGACGUUGUGUGAAAACCUUUUCUAAUAUUCAUCAACACUUUUAUCAUGUACAGUUUUACUGUACAUGUAGUUAGUACUGUGUUUGCUAUUGCUAUAUUAUUUUAUUUUGAUUGACCACUUCUUCAUAAGGCAAUGGUGUGUACUUCAUGUACAAAUACAAGUUUGAAGCAGAUUAUAAUGAUUAAUUACUCAUUUUUAUUUAAUAAAAAUAACUUUUUCCAAUCAUGUAAAACGUACAUUUUAACAAUCAAUAUGAUGGGUCAGCAUUUAGAGUUGUUCUUUCUUUUAUUUGUGCUUUUUAUUUGCUUAAAUGAUAAGUAGAUUAGUGAUCGAAUUUCAUAAUCAUGCUGAUGUCCAAUUAAUGAGUCAUACAAUUAGUGAUUAUUAACAUGAAUAAAUGUCACUGUUUCAUUUAUCUUCCUUAAUUCAAUUCAAAAUACUUUUGUACCUCAUUUUUCAUACGCCCUAAUUUGAGCAUGAUUCAGUUUUAGGUGAAAAUGUGUCUUGGUUUUCUUUCUUUCUUUAGUUUAUUUCGAACAUGAACCCACUUACAGUAUAAUACAUCACACAGUUUCAUAUCAUUUCACUUUGCAUCAUGUCCGAAAAGGAGUAGGAAGAAGCAAAGCUUAUUUAAUUCUACCCCUUUCCCACUUCAGUGCGUUUACAAAUAUAUAGAAUCAUUUACUGACCUUUUUAUAAUAAAAUAACAUCUGUGAAUUAGUAUACACAACAGUUUUGUAAUAUGUAAUGUAAUGUUUUCUAACGCUGUUUUGGUUUAAGUAGAAUUACAAAGUCAGUCGCUUCUUAUCGAGUAUGAUGUACAAUACUCCAGCAUAGACAAUUAAAGUUGUAUUAUGUGGUAAAGUAAACAAGAGUGUGUGUUUCCAGAGUGUCAGUGAACGCACCACAUUGCUCAGGAAAUCUAACCAAACAUUGUGACGACCAGCUUGUCCUCAGUCGUUUUGAUGCUUUUAUUUCUGGAGUUUAUUGAUUUCAUAAAAGAACACAUAAUAGUUAACAUGUAUAAACCCUUAGUUGAAGGAAACAUUUACAUUAUUAUUAUUAUACAUUAUAACUUUUAUGAAGCUAUACUUACCUACAGUUUAGUGCUUGAGUGGAUCCAAGUUGUUUAUUUUCAUGCUGAACCUGCAGACAAUGAAGGAACCAUAGUCACCAUAUUGAAGUGAAUAUUUCUAAUUAAUUAUAUUUAUUGAUAAUUUUUGACAUAUUCCCAUAUUUUAUCGGUCAAAUCUCAUUUUUCACAUUUAAAUUAUAAUUUUUUUUGUCAUAUUUAAUCAGUCAUAUUCAAUUUACCAUAUUUAAUUGAUCACAUUGAAUAGGUUAUACUGUAUUUAGUCAUAUUCAAUUGGUCAUAUUGAAUUAACCAUAUUAAUUAUAAACCAUAUUUAAUUGGUUAUAUAUUCAAUAACCAUAUUCAAUUGGUCAUAUAGUUGACCAAUUGGUCGUAUUUGAUUGGACGUAACUAAUUGAUCAUAUUUAGUCAUAUUUAAUUAACCAUAUUUUAUUGAUCAUUAUUAUUUCUCGUAUUUAAUUGAACAUAUUUGAUCAUAUGUAAUUAGGCAUGCUCAAUUAACCAUAUUUAACUGCUCAUAUUCAAUUGAUCAUACUUGGUCAAAUUCAAUCAACCAUUUUUAAUUUUUAAUUAAUUGGCCAAGCAGUAUUUAAUUGGUCAUAUUUAAUGAACCACAUUGAAUUGGUCAUAUUUAAUUAAUCAUAUUGAAUUGGUCAUAUUUAAUUUGUCAUAUUAAUGUAAUCAUAUUUAAUUACCUAUAUUUAAUUCGUCAUAUUUAAUUAACUACAUUCAAUUGGUCAUAUUUAAUAGUCAUAUUUAAUUAACUAUAUUUAAUUCGUAAUAUUUAAUUGACGUGUUUGUUCUGUCAUAUUUAAUUGGCCAUAGUUCAUGGGUCGUACUUAAUUUGCCAUAUUUAAUUGGUCAUAUAUAAUUGAUCGUAUUCAAUUGGUCAUAUUUAAUUAGGCAUAUUUAAUUAACUAUUUAAUUCGUCAAAUUAAAUUGGACAUAUUUAAUCCGUCAUAUUUAAUAUGCCAUAUUUAAUUGGCCAUAUUUAGUGGUUGCAAUCAUGUGUUUUAGAGGAACAUUAGUUUGACACAUUUAAUACACGGUUUCUUAAUAUUUGGUAGUCUUUGAAAGGUUUAGAGGUGAAAAUACAGGAUAGAUACCAUAUAAGAAGAUUUGAAAAAUUACACAUCCUUGAAGUGGACUUUUCAAACUAUUUUAUCAACGCUUCUUUCUACACUGACAAGGAGUAACGGUACAAAUAAAUAAUUAUAUCGUUUACUUACAUCUGGAUGGUACAUGAAUUAAACAUUAAUCAUGAAAGACAAUGCUGUAAUUA